GCCCAUGGUGCAGACCAUGGUGAGGCAGCUGUGCCCCUGAAGCCUGCGGAGGGCACAGGGAUGCAGAGAUCCACCUGAGGCCCUGGAGGACCCAUGUUGGAGCAGGCUGUGCCUGAAGGACUGCACCCUAUGGAAGAGUGAUCCAUGUUGCAGCAGUCUGUGGAGAACAGUUGCCCAUGGGAUGGACUCACGUUGGAGAAGUUCAUGGAGAACUGUCUCCUGUGGGAGGGACCCCAUCCUGGAGCAGGGGAAGGACUCCAAUUCUUCUCCCUGAGUAGCAGCAGGGAACACAUGUGAUGAACUGAGCAUAACCCCCAUUCCCUGCCUCCCUGCACUGCUGAGGGGGAGGAGGUAGAGCUGGGGAGGAGGGAGUGGUGGAGGGAAGGUGUUUUUUAAGAUUUAUCUUACUUCUCAUUAUCCUGCUCUGAUUUUGUUAGUAACAAAUUCAGUUAAUAUCCCAAAUUUGAGUCUGUUUUGCCUGUGACGGUAUUUGGUGAGUGAUCUCUCCUGGACCUUAUCUCUACUCAUGAACCUUUGUUAUACUUUUUCUCUCCCCUGUCCAGUUGCAGAGGGAAGUGAUAGAGCGGCUUUGGUGGAUGCCAGGCAUCCAGCCAGGGUCAACUCACCACGCACACAGAAGCAGGGUUUGCUCUUACAGACAAAAGCUGAUUUAUUUGGAAUGGUUGCAUUGGGAUGGAGGAUCAGAUCUUCUGAGCAUGACAGCUCAUCAUUGUCAGUUGCAAAAGUCCUUGGACCAGCAUCUCCAGCUGGAGCAGGAGAGGUUCCACAAGCUUAUGCCCCCUAAUCCUGCCCAAUCACAUCCUGGAUAAGUGGUUAUUAAUUACCUUAAGCUACCUACAUAACAUCUCUAAACUAUAUUAAAUAUAUACAUUCCACUGUUGCAAAUGGUCUGUGUAGUUUGGGUGAUGCUGCAGAAGGAACCAACUGGGGAGGCCAUGGGAUCAUAGAACCAGAGAAUCAUUUAGAUUGGAAAAGACCCCUAAGAUCACCAAGUUCAAUCCAUCCAUCAUCCAUCGGAUGCCCAGACCGUCCCUGCAGGGUGGGGACGCAUGGAAACAUGCAGGUCAUGGUUCUCCAUUGACUUUAGAUGCAGCAGGAACUCCUGGGGGAUGAUUGUGUGAUUCGGUGAUCCUCAGGCCUGUCCCAAAGCUCCUGAAUCCACUAGUCAGAUGCUUCCCUGGGAGUUCAGUCCAUCAGUUGGUUCAGUCUCUGCUGCAGGAAAGAGUUGGGGAGUACCUGGGCCACCCUGGGGCUGGAUGUCCACCUGCAGUGCGUGUGCCUGGGCACAGCCCUGGCUUCCAGCCACAGCAAAGUCACACCCGGGGGCAAAACUGAAUUUUAUCGUAGGAUCACAGAGCCAUAGUUUGGGCUGGAAGGGAUGUUAAAGACCAUCUAGUUCCAACCCCCCUGCACAAGUAGGGACACCUUACACUAGACCAGGUUGCUCAGAAGCCCGUGCAGCCUGUCCUUGAACACUUCCAGGGAUGGGGCAGGGAUUAUCCUUCUAUCACACUUAAAUAUUGUAGGUGCUGUUAGAGUAGACUCUGAGGAAAGGGAUCACUCUGGUCGGCCCUGGAGGGUUUUUCCCAGCGGUCCUGGAGGGUUUCUAGGUUUCUCAGUCUGUUCUUGUGGCCAAGGAACACUUGCUUGUCCUGGCUGCUCCAUCCUCAAGGACCUUCACCUGUCCUGACAGCUCCAUCCCCAACCCUGGCUUUGGCAUUGUACAAACUAAGGCCAACAAACUGCACUGUGCAGUCAGCAAGUCCAGCCUCGCCUGCCUGACCUUGGGUGAGGGGAGGGACAGGCCUGGGAUCCCAAGAGGGAGGGAGGUGGUGGGAGAGAGUGUCUUGGUGCAAGGACAGGGAUAGUGCUGGCCCUGAAAACCAAACGGCUCAGGUUUGGUAGAGCAGGGAAGGCACACAAAGCAGCACUCCAGACACCUAGCCCAGGGCAUUCCCUGCCUGGGCGGGACACUCGGCUCCCUUUACGUCAUUCCACAGCCACCGGGAAAAGUGGAUCAUGGAUAUGGACCAGAGCCAAGAGAUUGAAGUGCAGGCAGAGAAUUUCCGAGAGCCACGAGCUAGUGCAAGUCCUCAUGGGAACAUGCGAGAUAACCAAGUAGCAAAAGGCACCGGCAGAGUCCAGGCGAGAGCAGUGCAACCACAGCUGGAGCAGCAUGGCAGGGCUCCACGUCCGCUCCCUUCUGGUGACUGGGGCCAACCGGGGCAUCGGCCUGGGGCUCGUCCAGCAUUUUCUGAGGAUGCCAAAUCCUCCACAGUGGAUCUUUGCAGGCUGUCGGAGCCCCAACGGACAGAGAGCGCAGAAGUCACCAACCCCGCCAGCAUCAAGGCGGCUGCAGCCAAGGUUGGGGAGCACCUGGGGGGCUCUGGGCUGAACCUCCUCAUCAACAAUGCUGGAAUAAUCAAGCCUAAGACACUUGAUUCUGAGACAUUGGAGGACAUGACCAAGAUUUAUGCCACCAACACGGCUGGACCCCUGCUGAUGGGCCAGGCGUUCCUGCCCUUGCUGAAGAAGGCUGUCCAGGGGAGCCCGGGCUCAGGGCUGAGCUGCAGCAAGGCUGCCAUCAUCAACAUUUCCAGCAUUGGUGGCUCCUUUUCUUCUUUCUUUACUUGGGACGUGAUACAAGCCACCUCAUACCGCUGCAGCAAGGCUGCUCUGAACAUGCUGAGCAAGUGCCAGUCCCUGGCGUACCGGGAGCACGGCAUCCUCUGCGUCGCUCUCCACCCCGGCUGGGUGCAAACCGACAUGGGCAGCUCUGCUGGACACACGAUUUUUUUUCUUCAUGCUGUUACCCACAAGGUUUUGGAGCUGACAGAUGAGCUGACAUGCCAAUGUGAUGAGCCUGCUGGGAGUGGGGGACUGCAGGGCUAGAUUCCUUUUCUGCAACACUUUGGCCCCUGAGCUGGGUUUCUGUUCUCAUGCUUAGGCAAGAGUGACUUAGCAAAGGUUUCCAAGGCUGAAGAUUUCUUUCUUGGAAUACUCUGUACACUGAUGGGCAGCAGAAAAAUCCUUUUUCCUGGCAUUUUUAACUAGCCUGAUGUCUUUAUGGUGGUAAGCAAGUAUGUGAGUGGCAUUGGACUUGUUGCUACCUUGCGCUGUGCAGCGCAGACCUUUGUAGAGUUGUCCUGAAAAUAUUUGAGGGGAAUACCAUGGGAUAAUCUGCUGUGGGGCUGCUGUGAAGGGAAGGAGCCUUGGGAUUCGAGAGGAUCUUGCAUGUCCAGCUGCAGGACAAAUGACAGAGUACUUUGGAGUUACUUCUCUUUGGAUAAUGAUGGAUGAAGUUCAAGGUUCUGUCACACGUGAUGGAUCUUUUGGUUGCCUGGUGAAUGAUUAACUGCUCUUUUUGGGUUAGCUAAGUCAUUGCUCCAAGGCAUGUGGGACCAACACAUUUUUAGUUCUUAGCCCCUAAAUUUGCUGAAAUAACAAACUCUUGUCUCCCUGGAAGAAAUAAGGGUGGGAAAGAAAGAGAAUGAAAAGAAGUGACAGAUCUGACAUAUUUUUGAGGGGUUUUUAAAGCUUUCCUUUCUGAAAAAUCCAUGCCUGUUACUUGUUUGAAGACAACCCUUCCCUAAAAUAGAGCAAGAGCGCUUGAAGCAGCUUCUUUUUUUAAAAAAUGCCUUCUUGCUGUUGAUAUUUCAGAACUUUUAAGCAUACUUUGGGACUUUAUUGAUCGUCUGGGGCUUGGAGUGUAUGUUUUUAGUAAGGAUUGUUAAUGUAGUGGCCAGACCCUUGAGAUGUCCCUUUUAUGUUGGCCAUGCUCUUCCCAUCAGGUACUGCCAGUUGGGACUCACAGCUCACUUACUUUUUAUUACAGAUAAAGUGUUUUACUUUAAUAAUCUACUUAAUAGCAAAAGAGAGAUUGCUGCCUCUUUGUAGUAAAGCCUGAAUUCAAGAAUGUCUUAUUUUCUAAGAAAUAUUAAAAAAACUGAAUUUGAACUGAAGUUACUUGAACUUUUCAGGUGUUUUUAAACAAAUGAAUAGGUAGGUAGGUACUGAUAUGGCAUAGCCUUGAUUCAAUUUUCUUAUUAUUGGCUCCAAUGAAAUAAAAGUAUUUAGAAGCUC
Molecule: messenger RNA, 4104 nt
Organism: Corvus hawaiiensis (hawaiian crow)
Lineage: Eukaryota; Metazoa; Chordata; Aves; Passeriformes; Corvidae
Product: C-factor-like
Exons: 6
Coding region: 2041-2913 (290 amino acids)
Source: RefSeq, a predicted model, not a curated record